Messenger RNA from Penicillium antarcticum, 813 nucleotides. It is a transcript of the gene vip1, whose product is annotated as putative actin cytoskeleton protein (VIP1). The record is from RefSeq and is a predicted model, not a curated record. Gene Ontology annotation, molecular function: RNA binding. The coding region runs from base 1 to 813 and encodes 270 amino acids. The transcript is spliced from 3 exons. NCBI's taxonomy places the organism in Eukaryota, Fungi, Ascomycota, Eurotiomycetes, Eurotiales, Aspergillaceae.
AUGUCUGCUCCCGCUACUGUUCAUGUCUCGGGCAUCUCGCCCGCAACCUCCGAGAAGGAGGUUCGCGACUUCUUCAGCUUCUGUGGCAAAAUUGUCUCUCUGUCCAUCACCCCCGUCUCGUCCGAGGCCGACGCGCACAAGUCCGCGUCAGUGACUUUUGAGAAGGAGGCAGCCGCUAAGACCGCCCUCCUCCUGGACCAAACCCAAUUGGGCACCUCCGCCGUGCACGUCGAAGCCGCCCACAACAUCGACGAGCUCGCCGGCUCCAAGGCCACCACGGCCGACACCAAGGAAGACGAGACUGACAUCUCGCAGGAGGACAAGCCUCGCUCGCGCAUUGUCGCCGAGUACCUUGCUCAUGGCUACGUCCUCAGCGAUAACGCCAUCACCAAGGCCAUCGCUCUCGACCAGAAGCACGGCUUCACCAGCCGUUUCACCUCCGCCCUGAGCAACUUCGACAAGAAGUACAACGCCACCGAGCGCGCCAAGGGCCUCGACCAGAGCUACCAGAUCAGCAACAAGGCCACCAGCGGCUGGCACGGCCUGAGCUCGUACUUCGAGAAGGCCCUUGAGCACCCCACCGGCCAGAAGAUCCGUGACUUCUACGCUCAGACUGAUAAGCAGGUUCGCGAUAUCCACUCUGAGGCUCGUCGCUUGGCAGACUUGAAGCAGGGUAAGAGUGGUGAGGCAGAGGGCUCUGCUGCUGCCCCUGAUAUUCCUACCCCUGUUGCUGCUGAGGCCGCUGCCCCGGUUACCCCUGCUGCUCCUUCUGAGUCUAUCGCUGCUGUUCCUCCCCAGGAACCUAAGGCUUAG